AUGUCCAGCUCUGGUGGUGGUAGCGGCGGUAACUGGUAUAGAGGUCAUAACAAGAACCAACAGAACUAUCCUACGUACGGCAAGUAUGGUGGUAGUCGACAACAACAACAGCAAGGGGGUGCGAAGAAACCCCAACCUGUCGUGAUAAAUCAGAGGACUCAACAACAACAACAGAUUUUACUUAGGAACGUCAUCACCAAGCGGAGGGAGGGGGUCCCUAACGCGGACUUCGUCCAGUGGUACUACUGCUGCCAACGAGCCAGUGGCCGAUCGAAUGUCAGAAUUGAAGAGGAAAUGCUCUACCCGAAAUUGGAAUACAUAGGUGUGGCUGAGAUGGAGCGUGUCGGUUGA
Messenger RNA from Perkinsus marinus ATCC 50983, 351 nucleotides. RefSeq lists its product as hypothetical. The transcript is spliced from 4 exons. The coding region runs from base 1 to 351 and encodes 116 amino acids. Lineage: Eukaryota; Perkinsozoa; Perkinsida; Perkinsidae. The record is from RefSeq and is a predicted model, not a curated record.